ACCUCAAGGUUUAACCUACGUCCACAUCUACAAGACAAGAGCUAACGCUGAACCCAAACAGAAUCGACAACACAAUGAAGCUGUUUGUUUGCCUGUUGAUUGCCUGUGUGAGCCUCGCCCAAGGCGGCUUCCUUGGUGGAGGCGGCGGUGGCGGUGGUGGUGGAGGAGGAGGAGGCGGUGGCUGGUCCUCUGGAGGUGGAGGUGGAGGCGGUGGCUGGUCUUCAGGCGGCGGCGGUGGCGGCUACUCUGGCGACCAUGGCGGAGGAGGUGGAGGCGGUGUUGCCACAGUUGUCAAAGUCAUUCACGAAGAGGGUCACGGACAUGGCGGCGGCGGAGGCGGCGGCGGUGGCUUUGAUCAUGGCCAUGGACACGCUCAUGGCGGUGGCUUUGAUCAUGGUCAUGCUGGCGGCGAAGUCAAGAUUGUCAAAGUGAUUCACGAAGAAGGACACGGACAUGGCGGCGGAGGCGGCGGCGGUGGUGGCUUCGAUCAUGGACACGCUCAUGGCGGUGGCUUCGAUCAUGGACAUGGCGGUGGCUUUGCCCAAGGCGGUGAAGUGAAGAUUGUCAAAGUGAUUCAGAGUGGCGGACACGAUGCUGGCUUCUCGCAUGGCGGCGGUCACAGUCAUGGCGGUGGCUACUCUCAUGGCGGUGGCUUCUCCCAUGGCGGUGGCUUCUCCCAUGGCGGCGGAGCUGGCGGUGAAGUAAGCGUUGUCAAGGUGAUUCAUGAAGAGGGCGGACAUGGACACGAUCACGGUCAUGGUCAUGGCGGACACGAUGCGCACUUUGGCGGUGGCUUCGGAGGCGGUGGCCACCAGGCGGAGGAUGUCAAGAUCAUCAGCGUGAUUAGCGAAGAUGCUGGCGCUGGAGGCGCAUCUUUUGGUGGCGGCUCCGGUGGUGGCUGGUCAGCUGGUGGCGGUGGCGGUGCCGGUGGCUGGUCUGCUGGUGGCUCUUCUGGCUGGGAUUAAGCUGAAUCUCGACUGAGCUACAUUCAUCCACACACACACACAAACACACACACUUCCAUACCUCCUUUUGUGAUAUGCCAAGCAGGCGACAACUCGCUUUGUUUUC
Molecule: messenger RNA, 1071 nt
Organism: Drosophila sulfurigaster albostrigata
Lineage: Eukaryota; Metazoa; Arthropoda; Insecta; Diptera; Drosophilidae
Exons: 2
Coding region: 75-965 (296 amino acids)
Source: RefSeq, a predicted model, not a curated record